CACCAUGAAAAAUGAAAUUAUUUGUUCAGAUCCAAGUGACAGCUGGGCAAUACGUGUUAUGACGGCACUGACAAACAGAGCUUCCACUGAACGCUCUUUAGAGCAACAUCUACGCUUUAAAACAUCUACAGCCAAAGACUGCUGCUCAACAGUAAUGAAAAACAAACCAGCGUUUCAUGAAAUUGUGGACUACAGAGUUCAAGAAACACCGCUUUGCUCUGUCGCAGCAGUACUAUUCAUAACUGUGGAGAACAACACAAUCUGCUCUUCUCCGACAGAAGAAUGGGUCCAGGAUUACAUACAGGACCUGAGCAGAAGAAAAACACCUGAACAAACAGACAAGAGAGAGUUUGCCAUUAAUAACUUUUUCAAUCUUAAGGAACAAGUUGAAAACUUUUGUAUCAAACAGCCUUAAAACUUCUUCUGUUUGAAAAGAACUGCUUUGUAUGCCUGUAUGAUAAUCCCAUGAUGACUGAAUGACUUCUCAGUCUAAUAAAUGAAAAGGUUGAUGGUAGUCCAAAAAAAUUAAUUCA
Molecule: messenger RNA, 533 nt
Organism: Megalobrama amblycephala (Wuchang bream)
Lineage: Eukaryota; Metazoa; Chordata; Actinopteri; Cypriniformes; Xenocyprididae
Product: C-C motif chemokine 3-like
Exons: 3
Coding region: 5-415 (136 amino acids)
Biological process (GO): positive regulation of ERK1 and ERK2 cascade; G protein-coupled receptor signaling pathway; lymphocyte chemotaxis
Cellular component (GO): extracellular region
Molecular function (GO): chemokine activity; CCR chemokine receptor binding
Source: RefSeq, a predicted model, not a curated record